CUGAUUACUCAGCCCUGGACCCAAGGCCACCGUUUGCGGUUCUGUAAGGGCCAAAACCUAUUUAUCGACUUUGUUCCACCUCGUAGGGCCGAACGAAACCUUCUUCGGCACUGCCUUCAGCCUCCAGAUUUCUUUAUUUUCCAUCUAUAAGAUAAAAUUUACCUUUGGUCCUCAAAAUGUCUGGGGAAGAGGAAGAAAAUGCUGCAGAGCUGAAAAUCGGUGACGAGUUUUUAAAGGCCAAGUGUUUAAUGAAUUGUGAAGUUGCUUUGAUUCUCGAACACAAAUAUGAGCAGCUUCAACAAAUGUCUGACGAUGCAGCGAAUCACGUUUCUCAAGUAUUUGAGAAGUCACAGCAGUAUGUGAAGCGCUUUAGCCGGUAUAAGAAUCCAGAUGCUGUUAGACAAGUGCGAGAAAUCCUCAGUAGAUAUCAAUUGGCUGAGUUCGAGCUUUGUGUUCUUGGCAACCUUUGCCCUGAAACAGUGGAGGAAGCUAUUGCCAUGGUACCAUCUAUUAAGACCAAAGGACGGGCUCACGACGAUGAGGCAAUUGAGAAAAUGUUGAAUGAUCUGUCGCUCAUCAAGAAAUUUGAGUAGUGGCUUGUGCACUUUGAUGUUUUGAAGUGUCUGUCAAUUUGUAUUUACCGUAUCACGAUCCUCCUAAUGUUUCCUAAUGAUGUGGUGUUGUAAUAUAAUCAUCCUAUAUACAUGGCAACAUGCCCAAAUGAUCAGAGUAGGUAACUGUCCUCAUGAUUUUGCAUAUACUCUCGGAUUGUUUUGGUAAAAGUAUUGAUGAGAUUUAUACUAUUAAAACUCAAA
Messenger RNA from Juglans regia (Persian walnut), 815 nucleotides. Its product is annotated as DNA-directed RNA polymerase II subunit 4. Lineage: Eukaryota; Viridiplantae; Streptophyta; Magnoliopsida; Fagales; Juglandaceae. Gene Ontology annotation, molecular function: translation initiation factor binding; nucleotide binding. The transcript has 7 exons. Gene Ontology annotation, biological process: nuclear-transcribed mRNA catabolic process, deadenylation-dependent decay; mRNA export from nucleus in response to heat stress; transcription initiation at RNA polymerase II promoter. Gene Ontology annotation, cellular component: P-body; RNA polymerase II, core complex. The record is from RefSeq and is a predicted model, not a curated record. Bases 177 to 593 code for a protein of 138 amino acids.